AUGACAUGCAACAAGAGGCAGAGCUGGAGCAGGCAGGCAGGUAUGGCAGGCAUGGCAGAUAUUCAAUACGAAGUUCAAGACGCCUACGAUAGCACAGAAGCAUUGCGAACUCGAAGACGUUUAAGGGCAAGCUGUACGAAAGCUGGUCCGGACCCAGGGGCAAUUACAGAAUACAGACGCAAAGAGCAUUCAAUCGCACGCGGAACAAGAAUAAUAGAAAUCAUGGCAGACAUUGGACCGGCCGGACAGGAUAGCACUGGGGGAAAGCAGGCCGCGGUGCUGAUCGACUGUGCAGGCAACAAGCUGGCGGCGGAUGAAAAGUGCUCCAUCAUCAUAGCAGAAGCAAGAGGAGAUCAAGAAAAUCGUUCCUGCGUCGUGCUGCUUGCGAAUGUGGACAUCGCAGCAACAAGCAACCCAUCGACAGCCUGGUACCCCCCACGCCUUCGGAACGAUCAUCUACAGCUGCUUGAAGGUGACUUGUACCUCCCCAUCACCGAGAAAGCGUCUGACACUUCUCUGGCACGCCACAGAGACGGCACGGCUGGGUACAUUGGCAAGAUGAUGGGGUGCUGCGAGGACCAGCAUGGGCAUGGGCAUAUAGGCAUAUGGACUGGUCAUGGCGUGGCUGGCUUCAGGACAUAG
Molecule: messenger RNA, 642 nt
Organism: Drepanopeziza brunnea f. sp. 'multigermtubi' MB_m1
Lineage: Eukaryota; Fungi; Ascomycota; Leotiomycetes; Helotiales; Drepanopezizaceae
Source: RefSeq, a predicted model, not a curated record